Messenger RNA from Siniperca chuatsi (mandarin fish), 4167 nucleotides. RefSeq names its product neurofibromin 2b (merlin) (gene nf2b). The record is from RefSeq and is a predicted model, not a curated record. Gene Ontology annotation, cellular component: plasma membrane; apical part of cell; cytoskeleton. Gene Ontology annotation, molecular function: cell adhesion molecule binding; actin binding. Gene Ontology annotation, biological process: regulation of cell shape; regulation of organelle assembly; positive regulation of early endosome to late endosome transport. The transcript has 17 exons. Lineage: Eukaryota; Metazoa; Chordata; Actinopteri; Centrarchiformes; Sinipercidae. The coding region runs from base 362 to 2140 and encodes 592 amino acids.
ACAAAAAAUCUUCUGGAAAGUCCUUCUCCUGAUAUUUAACAGCAAGCUAACCAGCUAAAGCACGUAGUACCGAUAACGUUAGCAAAGUUGUUUCUAAGUGAUAUUUGAAACAACUAUAAUAGUUACAAAGUCAUUUCGUUCGAUACAUUUCAUUAUGGAGAUCUCUGAAAAGUUCCGCUGUUUGUGCAACUUGUUUUGGUCCGUUUUCGUGGCAUAGCUGGAAAGCUAACGCUGGUUAGUAACAUCAGUUAGCUUAGCAUUGGUCUCCCCAGCAAAAAAAGCCCAGCCUCUUCCGAGCCUUGUUGGACGGCAGAAGUCUGUAACUGUACUCGCUGGUUUUUCUGACAGCAACACCCUCAAAAUGUCUAUCCUAGGAUUAAAGAAGAAGCAGCCAAAGACUUUCAAAGUCAAAGUUAUCACCAUGGAUGCUGAAAUGGAGUUCAGCUGUGAGGUGAAGUGGAAAGGUAAAGACUUAUUUGAUCUGGUGUGUCGCACUGUUGGUUUGAGGGAGACCUGGUUCUUUGGACUCAGGUACACGGUAAAGGACACCUACGCCUGGCUGAAACCAGAGAAAAGGGUCUUGGACCAGGAGGUUCCCAAGGACUCUCCCAUAACAUUUCAUUUCCUGGCUAAAUUCUUCCCAGAAAAAGUAGAAGAAGAGCUGGUCCAAGAAAUAACUCAGCACCUCUUCUUCUUACAGGUGAAAAAACAGAUAUUAGAUGAAGAGAUAUUCUGUUCCCCUGAAGCGUCUGUUCUGUUGGCAUCAUAUGCUGUCCAAGCCAAGUAUGGGGACUAUGACCCAAACUUUCACAAGCCGGGCUUCUUGGCACAAGAUGAGCUUUUGCCAAAAAGAGUUUUGAUGCAAUACCAAAUGACAGCUGACAUGUGGGAGGAGAAGAUCACAGCUUGGUACGCAGAGCACAGAGGCAUCGCCAGGGAUGAGGCUGAGAUGGAAUACCUAAAAAUUGCUCAGGACCUUGAGAUGUAUGGUGUCAGCUACUUUGCCAUUACUCAAAAUAAGAGGGACACAGACCUGUUACUUGGAGUGGAUGCUCAGGGUCUUCACAUCUACAGCCCCAACAGCAAACUCAACCCUAACAAGUCGUUUCCUUGGAGCGGCAUCCGCAACAUCUCUUACAGCGAAAAGGAGUUCACAAUCAAACCCCUGGAUAAGAAGAAAGAUGUUUUCAAGUUCUACUCAUCUCAACUGCGUGUCAACAAACUGAUCCUGCAGUUGUGCAUCGGUAACCAUGAUCUAUUCAUGAGGAGGAGGAAGGUGGACUCUAUUGAAGUGCAGCAGAUGAAGGCUCAAGCUAAAGAGGAGAAGGCCCGCAAGAAGAUGGAGCGUCAAAUCCUGGCACGGGAAAAACAGAUGAGGGAGGAAGCAGAACGAGCAAAAGAAGAGAUGGAACGAAGACUUUUUCAGCUACAGGACGAGGCACGACUGGCCAAUGAGGCACUGCUGCGAUCUGAGGAGACAGCGGACCUGCUGGCAGAGAAGGCCCAGAUUGCUGAGGAGGAGGCCAAGCUGUUGGCCCACAAGGCUGCAGAAGCUGAGCAGGACAGACAGAGAUUAGAGGUCACUGCCAUGAAGACCAAGGAGGAGAAAAGGCUGAUGGAGCAGAAGAUGAGGGAGGCAGAGCAGCUGGCUGUCAAACUGGUGGAGCAGUCCGAGAGGAGGUUGAAGGAGGCAGAUCACCUGAAACAGGACCUGACUGAGGCAAAGGACGCUGAGCGGAGAGCCAAACAAAAGCUGCUGGAGAUCACCAAAACAACAUACCCUCUCAUAGCAGCCUACUCUACUCCCCCUGCUCUCCCUGCUCCUCCUGAAGCAGCCGACUUUGCCUAUGAAUCGGCAUCUACGCGCCUCGACUUCAAGGACUCAGACAUGAAAAGGCUGUCUAUGGAGAUCGAGAGAGAGAGGCUGGAGUACAUGGAGAAGAGUAAACACCUGCAGGACCAGCUGAAGGAGCUCAAGACAGAGAUCGAGUCUCUGAAGCUGGAGGAGCAGCAGCAGCAGGCUGGCCUCUACAACCUUCGCGGUGAAGCGAGGGGAUACGUCCAGGAGCCUGUCUACAUACCUCACAGCAACCGAAACUCUGCGUACAUGUCUCAGAUGGCCUUCUUUGAAGAAGUGUGAUCCUAGUCCUGUAAGAUGAGGAAGGAGGGCACCAGCUGUUGUGACUGUGCUUUCUCAAAAUGUUUGGUUAAUUUUUUACCUGGCUGAAACUAACAGACACAUACAUACACCAUGACAAUGUGCUUUGGAAACUAUCCUCAACAACAAACAGCCACUAGUUUGGCUGCCUGCACAGGCUGUCAUGCUAGGUUGUACCACCUGCUCCACUACAGCACCUUCCACAUUUCUGUCAUAUACAGUAUAAUGAACACAAUAACGUGUGCCAUGUAUCUAACACUGAUCCAGGAUAUGGUGCUGAAGAUGUAUGAGUUUUUAUUUGCUGAUGUUUUUUUUGUGGUUUUAAGGGAUACUUAGUUGUAAGAUGGUCAGAUAUGGAAGCAUGCCGUUAAUGACAAGUUAUACAUUCAUGUCUUACCAACAUUUUAGGACAGGGAUUAAGUUAAAACUUGUUACAAACCGGCUUUGGGCAAAGUUCCUGCAUCAGAUGCAAUUGGGUAAAUGAUCUUUUUCAGGCUAUUGUGAAAAGUUAUAAAUAUCCUUAAGAUUUUGCAAAUAUGGACGUUUUUGGUCAUUUUCUUUCAAACCAGCAAAGUGUCUCUCAAACUUGGCUUUUGAAAAUAGUACAUCAAAGAAACCCAAAUGCCCGAAUUUGUGAUUAUACAUUUACCAAGCUAUUGUUGAAUGUAGCUCAGAACUAAAAACACACUAAAGAUAACUCUUGAUCAUUGAUACGUAAUGUGAAAAUUAACGUUGUGAUCUUGCUCAUAAAAGUCAUUUAUAAAAGUAGUAACUGCAGCUGACAGAAAAGUCUAAAUAUGACGAGCAGAUGGGUGCAGGGACAGUGUCUAGAUGUGACACUCCAUAAAAAUGUAAAAUGCAGUGUUUGAUCUUUGUUUUGGUCUUUCAUUUGUAUGUGCUUGCUGUUUCUGUUACUUGGUUCAUGAGCUGCCUUUACUGAUAACAGCACACAGGUGCCUUUAUUGUUUCUAGUGCCUCAUCAUGGUAGUUAAUAGAAAUGUAGUGUACAGUUACAAGCUUGAGCUCAUUGAGCGCCAUUUCAAGUUUCCUGUCUUGUUUUCAAGUUUUUUUUGUACAGUAGACUGUUUAUGUACCUUGAACUUUUAUCAUUGUGCUCAUGUGUCUUAGCAUUAGGGUUACUUUAUGUUUGGGGUUGAUGUCACACCCUGACUGAUUCACAGAAUAGCAGAUUGAUGGAUUUACUGUUUUCUGUUUUUUGUCCUCAGCUCAUGUACUUCUCAGGGUUAGUGUUGGCGACAAUCACUGCAUGUAGAAUCUCAUUUGCGCCCCCCCCCCCGAGAUAUACAGUAUGGUAUCGAUUAAUUUUUACCUUUUUGAACAAACUCAUUUAACUUGCAGUCCAAUAGUAAUUCACAUGGUAAAGAUUUUUUCCAGCAGUGGUUGCACUGCAUUUCACUAAUAUAGAGGUGGGAAACCUGAGUGAACAUUUAUUCUACUACACUCCUCAUUACAUACUCAAAAAGGGAGAGGCUGGAUGCCAAAUGUACAGCCGGAGAUUCUGCAUGGUUGUUUAUUUGGACCGGCCUAUUAGACUGACUUCAUUAUAGACUGAACUGUGACAAAUGAUUGGUUCAUUAUUGCCCUCGUGAUUGGCUUCUAAAUGAGUAAGGCUAACCUUGGUCUUGUGUAAAUGGUAUUGUGUCAAAUGUGGAAAUGUUCUUUUUUCAUCAACACAUUGCUGAAGUGCUUCAGUUUGCAUCUUUAAUCUUAUUUAUUUGUGCUGUAAAUCCUUAAAUAACAUCACCAUGCACAUUUUCUUGAGGUCUAUCAUUGUCGGGGACUUUAUUCUAACUUAAUGUUUGUUUUAUUUUUCUAUAAAUUCAUGUCCCGUGUUAGAAAAUAAUUUUACAUCUGAAACAAUCUUGUACCUUAGGGGAUUCAUUUUGCUUUGAAGACAAAAAAAAUCACAAGCACAACAAAGUUUUGUCAAUGAUUUGUAACCUCAAGUUUUGUGUAUAUCAUUUCAUUACAGCAGUGAUCAUACAAUA